This is a messenger RNA of Myxozyma melibiosi, 1195 nucleotides long. RefSeq names its product glutathione S-transferase. Lineage: Eukaryota; Fungi; Ascomycota; Lipomycetes; Lipomycetales; Lipomycetaceae. The coding region runs from base 144 to 872 and encodes 242 amino acids. The record is from RefSeq and is a predicted model, not a curated record. The transcript has 3 exons.
GAUAAAACACGUUUCUAGCCCGAUAUAUUACCCCUCCAAAUGUACUCUUAUCAGGCUGUAUAAGAUCUGGGUUGCUCUGUUGUUGAGAUUUGUGGCUGGUCUGAUAGUUAUUGAAUUGCUGGAUUACUGAGAUUGAAGAAAACAUGGACGGUGAAGCAAUUGUUAAACCGCGGUCGCCGAUCAUUCUGCACUGGUUAGUCCAGUCGCGAUCGCAUCGCAUUCUGUGGCUUCUCGAAGAACUCGAGCUUCCGUACGAAGUCAAGGUCUACAAGCGCAACGCAAAGACACAGCUCGCCGACCCUGCGCUGAAAGCCGUGCAUCCGCGGGGCAAGUCACCAAUUAUCGAAGACGACGGGACCGUGAUUGCCGAGUCGGGCCUGAUAAUCGAGUACCUGAUUGAGAAGUACGGCAAGCACACGAGUCUGUAUCCCAAGACGCCCGAGGAUCUGCUCAAGGCGCGGUAUUAUCUGCACUAUGCCGAGGGCUCGUUGCAGCCGGUCUUGCUGUUUUUGUACAUCACGUAUAUGACGCGCAACGCGCCAAUGCCGUUUUUCAUCCGUCCGAUCGCGAGGCGGAUCCUCGACGCGAUGGAUAACGCGUUCGCGGCGCCUGACGCGAAGCAGCAGCUGCAGUUGCUCGAAGACGAACUUACGCGGAACGGAACGGGUUUCUUUGUCGGCGACUCGUGCACGGGUGCGGAUAUCAUCCUGAUCUUCCCGCUGCAGGGCGCGGUGACGAGAGCGGGACUUACGAAGAAGGCGUAUCCGGCUUUGUGGAAGUAUAUGAACGAUAUGCAGGAUAGGGAUGCGUACAAGCGGGCGAAUGAGAAGGUGGAGGCGUUGGGGAUGCCUGCUACCACUGUCAAGCUUUGAUUUGGUUGUUUUCUUGUUUUGCAAUUGGGUUUUCUUGUGGUUUUGAAGGGUGGGUAGGAUUUGUCGGUCUUUUGAUGUUAUCUAUAGUUUACGUGCUGCAACAAUGAUGUCCAUGCUGUUUGACUUCUUUGUAGCAAUCUCGGCUUUUUGUUAUCUACACCUCUUCCAAUAACUCGACAACACAACCCUCGCACCAUCUAUAAUCGUACCAUCAUCAAAUGACGGUAUCCAGCAUACAAUAAUCCCAGAUAUCAAUUAGUAUGAAGAUACCGAUUUCGAGUCCACCAACUUUAAAGCCAGAGCAACGGCUGCGGGCGCGCCGC